Bursaphelenchus xylophilus (pine wood nematode) is the source of this 3841-nucleotide messenger RNA. The record is from the annotation of a GenBank genome assembly. NCBI's taxonomy places the organism in Eukaryota, Metazoa, Nematoda, Chromadorea, Rhabditida, Aphelenchoididae.
AUGGAGCGACAACUUAUUAUUGAGGCUUUUAAGGCUACCACUAGCGCAAAUGGACAAAAAGAAGCAACGGAAUUUUUAAAUCAGGUACUAUUUUCGUUUUAUAAUUUUUUACUUUAGGUUAACAAGUCAAAUGAGAGUAAAUGACUGUUUCAGAAUAGUUCUAUGAUUGGAUUUACUAGCCUACUGUUGGAUAUUGUUAGUGAUGAGACUGUUGAGCUGGCCGUCCGUCAGGCUUCAGGGAUAUUCCUCAAAAAUCAUAUACGGGAGUUGUGGGUUUUGGAUGCUGAUGAGGUUGGCAAGAAGUUACCAAUUGCCGAGCAAGACAAGGUGGCUAUUCGACAGGUUAUUGUAGCGAAAAUAAUUAGUGCCCCUGAGGCUUUAAAGUAAGUUUUUUUAUGAAAAAAUUAUUUCUUUUGUUUAGGGUUCAACUCUGCGUUUGCAUGCAGUUUAUUCUUCGUCAUGAUUUCCCUGAAGUUUGGCCAGGAAUUGUCGAUGAGCUACUGAGGCUGUUCAGUUCUAACGAAGGCGCCGCCUGGUAUACCGGACUGCUUAUUACCCAUCGGCUAGCCAAGAUCUUCGAGUACAAGAGACAAGUUGAUAAGAAACCUUUUUUGGAAACGAUGGCCCGAUUGUUACCUGUUUUUUAUGCACGAUUUGCUGCUAUAAUUGAUGAUCAAAGUCAGGAGGCAAAUGUGUUGCAGAAGUUAAUGCUCAAGAUCUUUUAUUGUUUUAUCCAGGUAUGGUUCAUUUUGUUGAAGUAAUUUUUUCGCUUUAGUUUUCCCUGAGUACGGAUGCCUUAACCCCGGAGUCGUUUGGCCACUGGUUGGCUCUUUUUGUUAAAAUUGUUGAACGAGAUAUCCCUACUGAAGUCGAGCAAAUCGAUUAUGAAGACCGUGACGAGACCAUUUGGUGGAAAUGCAAGAAGUGGGCUUUGAAGAUUAUCGAGCGGGUUUUCGAAAGAUAUGGCUCUAAAGGCCACGUAGAAGCUUCUUACAAAGAAUUCGCUGAAUAUUACACGAAAAAUUAUUUGGCUCCCGUUGUUACGAGUGUCUUAAAGGUGUUGGAGAGGUAUAUCCGAAAAGAAUAUGUCACCAACCGAGUCAUGUAUUUGAGUAUUUGCCAUGUGGCGGAGGCAUUAAGCCAUGGGUCUAUUUGGAAAUUGGUGAAGCCCCAUUUGGAUGUAAGUGUUAAUUUUUCUCUAUCUUUUAUUUUUAGGUUAUCUUCUGCGACAUUCUUUUCCCCUUGAUGCAAUUUACGGAUGUUGACCAAGAAUUGUGGGAGGAGGACCCCGAGUCUUACCUCCGAGAGAAACAAGAUUGCUUCGAAGAGGUUCGGUCCCCGGCUUCUGCAGCCAUCCGUUUCUUGAAUGCCGCGGCGAAGCGCCAAGGAAUCCUCCUUCCCAUUCUUACCCAGGUCAUUACCAAACUCCAAAAUGAAGAAUGUGGACCCCACGAUCUUGAUGGAUCCCUUCAUGUGAUUGCUGCAUUAGCCCCAACUCUUUGUGAAGACAGAAGGUACAAGAAGGAUGUUGAGAAACUAAUCAUCCAGAAUGUCAAACCACGAAUCACUCAUCCUGCCAAGUUUGUUAGGGCUCGUGCUUUAACAGUUAUAAAGGAAGCCGCGGAAGCACCUUUCAAAGAUCGAAUGUUCUUGGCCGAUUUGGUAGAGACUAUCACUCAGCGACUAAAGGACCCCAAUGAGGAACUUCCAGUCAAGUUUGAAGCCGCGAUUGCCAUACAAUCCCUUGUUAGUAAUCAGCCAGACAACGUGGCCGCCUUUGUUAAACCUCGAAUUGGAGAUCUUCUUAGAGAAAUAUUGAGGUUACUGGCUCAACAUAAUCUCGAAGAUUUGCCUGCUGUCAUUGAAACUCUUAUCGAAGCAUAUUCCGAUGAUGUCAUUCCCGUCGCUGAGAUUGUUGUCUAUGAGUUGGUGAGAACUUUUUGUUGUGAUCAUGUUUUAUGUUUAGGUGCAAGUUUUCAAUCAAUUGGCCAAAGCUGACGACGGGUCUGCGCUAAAUGAGAACAGCAUGACCAUAAUGGGAGUGCUGGCCACAUUAGAAACUAUUCUUCAGUUAGUGCAUGAUAGCCAGGAGGCAUUGGACAAGAUUGAACCGAUUGUGGCUAAUACUGUAGCGGAGAUUUUGGAUGCAUUCGCCGCUGAUUUUUUCGAAGAGGCGGCUUCUUUAAUCGACUGUCUGUUGACCCAUCGGAUUUCACCUCAAAUGUGGGUCGUCUACGACAAGCUUUUGGAUGCCUUCGAAGCAGAAGGAAGUCUUUUCUUUACAGGUACGCUGUUUUGAACAAGUAAUUUCUUACGUGCGUUUAGAUUCAAUGCCAGCCUUCGCCAAGUUUGUCACCAAAGAUCCAGCGGCAUUCAUGGCGGAUCCUCAGAGAUUACUUCGAAUGUUAGUGUUGAUAGAAAGAGUACUCAAUGAUGAGGAAUGCGGCGAUGAUAUUCACAUGUACGCUGUGAAAAUGUUGGAAAUAUUGUUGAGUCACUACAAAGGCCAUCUUGAUCAAGUUUAUCCCCAAAUUAUUGCUCUAGUCAUGAAGAAGUUAUUGGCCGAACAGACUGAAUUCGAAGACAUUCAUGCUCAAUGUUGUGUUGUAAGUACAUUUUCUAGCCAUGAUAACCUAAUUGGGUUUAUGUAUAAUUUUAAAUCUUCUGAGAUUUAAAAGGCCUUUCUUGGUUAUCUCUGUUUUAUUUGGAUGAUGAGUAUCAUUAAAACAAUUUAAUUAGUACAAAAUUAAAAUUUUGGAAGUUCACACUAACUAAAGUUUUUGCCGCCGAAGAGUGGACUUGGUGUCACAAGUAACCCGAUCUCGCACUUGGUGAAGUUAGGGUACUUUUUAUGAUUUUUUUUGCCGUAUUCUUAACUUAACUGCCGACUCGUAUGGGAAGUGUUAAAUAAGUAUUUUUCAUAUUCGUCUUUAAGUUGUCAGGGGUUGUAUUCUUGCAGACUCUAAUCGAGGCCUUAAAUUACAAUCAGCAGUUGUUUAUUCAAUUAAUUUCCCAAUACGAACCGCAUCAUGCCAACAAUUUCAACUGGUUCUUUGAAUAUGUUUACACUCAUUUUGCCAACUUCAAUGGAAUCCACGAUCGAUCUGUUCUUCUCUAUGCUCUCUUCCUGGCCUUCAAGAUGGACAAGGCGAUUCGGCCAUCCAUUGUUAACACACAGCCUCAGAAGUUGAUGGAAGUUAUUAUCAAAUUAUUUGAGGAUAUUCAAAAAUGCAAGAAACUGAUUCAUGAAGCUGAUGACGACGAUUCUGAUGAUGAUGACUCGGACGAUGAUGAGAACGAAGAAAGAGAUGCUGAUCUUCAAGACUCAGAUGAUGAUAUCAACGAGAAUGAACAAGAAUAUAUGUUAUCCUUGGAGAAGAAGAUGGCUGCUGAUGUGUCUGACUCGGAAUGUAGUGAAGAGAGACAUUCUUUCGUAGAGGCUACUGAAUUGGAAGAGUUUGAGACUCCAUUUGACGGAGAGAACCCUGCCAUUAAUGUUCAUACUCUAUUUAUGGAUGUCAUGAAUGGUGAGUAAUGUUUUCGGAUGCUUUCUGAGUCUCCAAUCUUUUUAUGGACAAGCUGUUUAUCAGUCUUUGGGUAAACGUGUUGCGCGCCUUCCUAUUUUUUAUUAAUUUAUUUGUUUUCAGACCUCGAAUCGACGGAUUCUCCGCUUUACAAUCAACUCCUGGCUAUCCCAGAAGAAAAGAAAACUCAAUUGAAAGAUCUAAUUCAGCUAUGUCAUCAAGAGAAGGAGGCCCUCAGGUCACGCCAGCUCAAUUCCUCGGGUGGAUACAACUUCAACAACUCCGCUGACGUUCCUUCCAACUUUGCUUUCCAAUGA